AUGGAUUGUACUUCCGGUUUGCGACCACAGAAUGGCAUAGAUGGUGAUUAUGGGAAGCGUGUUGAUGCCUGUUUGGCAUCGGACGCGGGGAGUAGAAUUUGGACAAUAGAUGUCUGGUCAUUCUCGUACCAAAAAUACUACUGCUUCGUCCAGGAUUCGAAACAAGAUCUCACUGACAGUGGACUGAAAAAAGUUGGUGUAUACAUCCAUCAGCUUGUACACUGCGUACUAGUUCUUGACGCGCAUGCGUGGAAUUACACUGGUGAUCACAAUGUUGGCGUCGGAAAGAAGGAAUACCUGAAAGAUGAACAUAAUCCUGGAAUUAUGGAACUCAUGAGACGAGUUAAGAACGUCAUGGAUCCAAGCAGCAUGAUGAAUCUGGGGAAGGCGGGAUAG
Molecule: messenger RNA, 396 nt
Organism: Fomitiporia mediterranea MF3/22
Lineage: Eukaryota; Fungi; Basidiomycota; Agaricomycetes; Hymenochaetales; Hymenochaetaceae
Exons: 4
Coding region: 1-396 (131 amino acids)
Molecular function (GO): catalytic activity; flavin adenine dinucleotide binding
Source: RefSeq, a predicted model, not a curated record